CAAAACCUGUAUUUAUUCCAAACUGAAUCCUGCGUUGGAGAACAGAACUCGAGGGAGAAGUCUUUUUACGCACAGAAGUCAUGCUACUGUUGCGCCGUUUGGACUGAUUUUACACAUCUCCUGGGGAAUGGGAAAGUGAAGGAGCGUGUGGGAAGUGUGACCUGCUUUAAUAACAGCUCAGUGGAAGUGAUUUCGCAAAUGCAAUAAUUAAAGAGGACCAAAUAUAGUUGUUUUAUUUUUGUAAAUGGAGCUGCGUAAAUACCUGUUGUGCCUGGAGUUUAUCCUCCUUCUCAAAGAGUUGUGCCACUGUUUCAACAUUGACGUAAAGAAUCCUCGCAUUUUCUCGGGACCAGAAGACGCUCUGUUCGGCUUUUCAGUUUUACAACAUGAAGCAGACGGAGAGAAAUCAAUGCUUGUCGGAGCCCCCUGGGACGGUCCACCCAACAACAGAAAAGGAGAUGUGUACAAAUGUAUCGUGGGAGAAGAGAGGAAUUCAAACUGCAGCAAAGUCUAUUUAGGUGAAAGUGCUCUUCAAAAUGUCUCUAAGAAUCUGAGGAAUUCGCACUUGGGAAUGACCCUGACACCGGACUCACCCGACGGCUUCCUGGCGUGUGCCCCGCUGUGGUCCCAGGAAUGUGGCACAUCCAUGUUCAGCACUGGCAUCUGCGCCUCUGUCAGCGACGACCUUCAGCCCCGAGAGACCAUCGCCCCGACUGCACAAAGAUGCUCCACGUACAUGGACAUAGUGAUUGUUUUGGAUGGGUCCAACAGUAUCUACCCCUGGUACGAGGUCCAGAACUUCCUCAGCAACAUCCUCAGCAAAUUUCACAUCAGCCCCGACCAAAUGCAGGUGGGGAUCCUGCAGUACGGCGAGGUGGCUCUUCACGAGUGGUCACUGAAGGACUACCAGACUACACAGGAGGUGGUGGAGGCUGCCAAAAACAUCAGCCGCCAGGAGGGACGAGAGACGCGCACCGCAUAUGCCAUCCACAUGGCCUGCACAGAGGCAUUCAGUGCAGAGCGAGGGGCCCGUGAAGGAGCCACUAAAGUGAUGAUCGUUGUGACCGAUGGAGAGUCUCACGAUGGCGAGGAACUGCCCGACGCCCUGGAGGAGUGCAACAGCCGAAACAUCACCAGAUACGCCAUCGCUGUUCUGGGACAUUACAUCCGUCGGCAGCAGGACCCCGAGACCUUUAUCAGCGAGAUCAAAUACAUCGCCAGUGAUCCAGACGACAAAUACUUCUUCAAUGUGACAGAUGAAGCUGCUCUAAACGACAUCGUGGACGCACUGGGAGACCGCAUCUUUACACUGGAAGGUACACUGGGGUACAACCAGAGCUCCUUUCACAUGGAGAUGUCUCAGAUCGGCUUUUCCACACACACUCUGGAUGAUGGUAUUCUGUUCGGGAUGGUGGGAGCCUAUGACUGGGAUGGGGGAGUGCUGAAGGAGGGGGUAAACGGACGCAUCAUGCCCCCCAGAGAAGCCUUCGAGAGCGAGUUUCCACUGGAGCUUAAAAACCACGCCGCUUAUUUGGGAUACACUGUCUCGUCUGUGAUGGUGGGCGACUGGAGGAGGCUGUACGUCGCUGGAGCCCCCAGAUUCAAACAUAAAGGAAAAGUCAUUCUGUUCGAGCUCAGUGAAGAUGGAGAUGUCAAUAUUGUACAAGCACUCAAUGGAGAGCAGAUUGGCUCAUACUACGGCAGUGAGGUGUGUGGGCUGGACAUCGACCAGGACGGGAUCACGGAUGUUCUUCUGGUGGCCGCUCCCAUGUACCUGGGCUCUGGGAACAAAGAGGCCGGAAAAGUCUACAUCUACACACUAAGUGGAGAGGAGGUGUUCGUGGCCAAUGGGACUCUGAACGCUGAGGACCGCUCUCAGGAUGCCAGGUUCGGUUACGCUCUGGCCCCUGCUCCAGACCUGAACCAUGACAACUUCACAGACCUGCUGGUGGGAGCCCCUCUGGAGGACGACCACAGUGGGGCUAUCUAUGUGUUUCAUGGGCGUGGAAUUUACAUAGAACACAAUUAUAAACAGCGUAUUGCAGCGUCAGCGAUUUCCCCCUCUCUUCAGUAUUUUGGCCGUAGCAUCAGUGCCCGGUUGGACUUGGACGGAGACGAGUUGAUAGACUUGGCUGUGGGUGCACAGGGCAGCGCUGUUCUGCUGAGCUCCCGGAGCAUUGUCCAGAUCAAUGUGAGCCUGUCCUUCCAGCCACAUUCGAUCAAUGUCAUCCAGAAGACGUGCCAGCGGGGGGGCAGGGACUCGGCCUGUCUCAACGCUACAGCCUGUUUCAUUGCUGUCUCUCGCUCGCCCGGACCUCAGAGCAAUAACUUUGACUUGUGGAUCAGUGCGAUGUUGGAUGACAGGAAGUUGUCAGCUCGAGCCUUGUUUGACGACAGCUCCAACAGACAAACACAGCGCUCAGUCAGAGUCCAGACAGGAGAGGAGCGCUGCUACAAGCUGCCUUUCCAUGUCUAUGACACUGCAGAUUACAUUCGUCCAAUCAGCUUCACUCUGCGCUUCAAGAUCAACGACACAGAGAGCGGCCCUGUUCUGGAUGAAGGCUGGCCCACUACUCUCAAGAAACAUAUCCCAUUCUUUAAAGACUGUGGCGAGGACGACGUUUGCACGACAGAUCUGGUGCUGAAUGCAAAAAUGGACAUCUCUGGAACAAAACAGAAGCCUUACUUGAUCCGCAGCCCUCGCAGACGUCUGGCAGUGGAGGUGCAGCUGGAGAACAGACUGGAGAACGCCUACAACACCAGUCUGACUCUGCACUAUUCACGCAACCUGCACUUCUCCAGCCUCAGCAUCAGGGAGGAUGCUUUUCUGAAAAUUGAGUGUACGGCUCUAACAUCCAACAGCCACUCCUGUAAUGUCAGUUACCCAGUGUUUCGCUCCCAGUCAAAGGUCAAUUUCAUGUUGGAGUUUGAGUUCAGCUGCACGUCGCUGCACAGUCGUGUUCAGAUGAAACUUUAUGCCUCCAGUGACAGUGUAGAAAAGGAAGAAACUUUGGGAGACAACAGUGUUCAGCUGCUGAGUUUUGUCCAGUAUGAACCAGACCUGUUUGUCAGCAGUGAUUCAAACUUGAACCGCUAUGAGGUCUACCCCACGCGGUCUGUGUCUGAAGCCAUUGGGCCAGAGUUCUUCACACAUCUCAGGGUACAAAAUCUGGGUUGUUAUUCUGUGAGUAACUUGGAGUUGAAGCUGCUUCUUCCGUCAGUGGCAGCAGAGGACAGAGUUUUUAUGACCGUCACCGAUGUCUCCUCUUACAACGCCACAGGAGUAAACUGCAGUGUCCUCAGUCACUUGGCUCAGCUCAAAGCCAGACAGAGAGACGUGCGGCCACUUCACCCAGAGGAUAUGGUUCAAAAUGACGUACUGAACUGCAGCCGGUCGUGGUGCACUGAAGUCACAUGUGAAGUCCAACAGCUUUUGAGAGGACAGGCUGCAGUCAUUCGAGUCAGUCGCAGAGUUCACGAUGACUUCUUCAGAAAUGCAAAGUACAAAUCGGUGAGGAUAAUAGGAGCCUACAACGUGGCUGCUCAGGAAACUAACCUCAUCACGCUGGGCACAGGAACAGUCUGGAGAGAGACUGUUCUGGAGGUGCUGAAGGGGAGAGCGAUUCCCAUCUCCCUGUGGAUACUGAUCGGAAGCAUCAUUGGAGGUUUACUACUACUGGCACUGAUCACAUUUAUACUAUGGAAGCUGGGAUUCUUUACACGAAAACAAAGAGAAGAAGAAGAUGAAAACCAUGAGGACUGAAUCUCGCUGUAGACUUUAUUUGUUGCACACGAUGAAUCUGACUCCACGGCUGCAGAGAGACAGGACGCCCUGACACAGGACUGCACAGGGCCAGACCAAACACAGCAGCAGGAGAGUUUACAACCAAUGCACAACCCCAUUUUGGAAGGGUUAGGGGCACUUAAUGUAAAUACACUUUUGUAAUUUUGAGGAGAAAUAAACUUGUAAUAAACAAUUUCACUUUUUUAUUUAAUACA
Molecule: messenger RNA, 3999 nt
Organism: Boleophthalmus pectinirostris (great blue-spotted mudskipper)
Lineage: Eukaryota; Metazoa; Chordata; Actinopteri; Gobiiformes; Gobiidae
Gene: itga10
Product: integrin, alpha 10
Exons: 30
Coding region: 245-3763 (1172 amino acids)
Biological process (GO): cell adhesion mediated by integrin; integrin-mediated signaling pathway; cell-matrix adhesion
Cellular component (GO): integrin complex; external side of plasma membrane
Molecular function (GO): integrin binding
Source: RefSeq, a predicted model, not a curated record